CCCUAGUGAAAACAGCUGAUGUUGUGUACUUUUACUAAUUCUUUUGGAUACCAGAGAAUGACGAAUAUACAACGAUUUUAAAUGUCUAAUAUGAGUGAGAAAGAAGCCGCAGCCAUCAUGUCGCCAUCCAUGGAGCAAACACAAUCCCUGCCACUUCCCCAAAUCCCGAUAACCACCUCAGUGAGCUGCUGCUUCGUCCUGGCUGUGCUAUACGUGGGAAGCCUUUACAUUUGGAGCACCAAACACAACCGGGAUCACCCCUCGACGAUCAAACGAAGAUUCGCCAGCGUCUCAGUGGUUAUGUUAAUUGCCCCGAUAUUCGUUUACUUCUUUUCAUCGCCGGAGCUGCUUCACCGGGAGCCAUUUGCCAAACUUCUAGGCUUCCGGAUCGAAGGACUGUGGCAGGCCACACUGAUACCCUAUGCCCUCACGGUGCUACUUUUCCUCGGGCCAAUUUUCGUAAACAUGCAGAACGAGUCCAUACGGUCCUACUUUGAUUUGGACUACUGGCGUGGAUCCCUUAACAGCAUAAUAUGGGUACGCAAUCAUAUAAUGGCACCACUAACCGAGGAGUUUGUGUUUCGGGCGUGCAUGAUGCCUUUAAUCCUGCAGAGCUUUUCACCUGUGGCGGCAGUUUUCAUAACCCCCCUAUUUUUUGGCGUGGCUCAUCUGCAUCACAUUGCCGAGCGUCUGAGUCUGGGAGUGGAAUUGAGCACAGCACUGCUCAUCGGAUUGUUCCAGUUUAUUUAUACUACAUUGUUUGGAUUCUAUUCCGCAUUUUUGUUUGCCCGUACUGGCCAUGUGGUGGCUCCGUUUUUAGUCCACGCUUUUUGUAACCACAUGGGUCUGCCGGAUCUUCAGGAUUUGUGGCAGCAGGACCUGUGGCGUCGAGUAAUAGCCAUUGUAUUGUAUAUAGUUGGGUUUGUGGGUUGGAUAUUCUUGUUGCCCUUGGCAACUGAUCCAACCAUAUACCGCAACACUCUAUAUUGGAAUGUAUAGACCGCAGCGGAUGCGUCGUAGCUAAAUUAUUUUUUGUUAAUCUACCGUUGCCAUAUAACUUGUUUUAUGGACGUAUAUUUGUUUUCAUAAAUUCAUCAUGCCUAGUUAUUAAUAGCAUAUCAAAAUAUAAUGACUGGAAACCAUAAAUAGAUGUAUGGAUACUGCAGAA
Molecule: messenger RNA, 1168 nt
Organism: Drosophila bipectinata
Lineage: Eukaryota; Metazoa; Arthropoda; Insecta; Diptera; Drosophilidae
Gene: Sras
Product: Ras converting CAAX endopeptidase Sras
Biological process (GO): CAAX-box protein processing
Cellular component (GO): endoplasmic reticulum membrane
Molecular function (GO): metalloendopeptidase activity
Source: RefSeq, a predicted model, not a curated record